Apiotrichum porosum is the source of this 633-nucleotide messenger RNA. RefSeq lists its product as uncharacterized. The transcript has 4 exons. Gene Ontology annotation, cellular component: nucleus; negative cofactor 2 complex. Gene Ontology annotation, molecular function: protein heterodimerization activity; RNA polymerase II general transcription initiation factor activity; transcription corepressor activity. The coding region runs from base 1 to 633 and encodes 210 amino acids. The record is from RefSeq and is a predicted model, not a curated record. Lineage: Eukaryota; Fungi; Basidiomycota; Tremellomycetes; Trichosporonales; Trichosporonaceae. Gene Ontology annotation, biological process: positive regulation of transcription by RNA polymerase II; transcription by RNA polymerase II; negative regulation of transcription by RNA polymerase II.
AUGCCACCAAAGCUCACAAAGCGAAGCAAGACAUCCCGCGUGAGUGGAAUGAAAGCGCCAUCGUACGCUGGUGUCCCCCCACUGGGCUCCCCCCCCACCGCUCCUCGUCUGAUCGCCGCUGACCACCUUCUCCAGUUCCCAGUUGCGCGGAUAAAGAAGAUUAUGCAGAUGGACGAGGAAGUCGGCAAGCUUGCCUCUGCUACGCCUGUCAUGAUCUCCAAGUCGCUCGAGUGCUUCCUGCAGCUCUUGAUAGACGAGACGGCCAAGGAGACGAGGGAACGCGGUUCGCGCAAGAUGGUCCCUUACCACCUCAAGGCGAUGAUCGACAAGAGCGACCAGUUCGACUUUCUCCGCGAGCUCGUCGAGGGCAUCCCCGACCCGCAGGAGGGUAAAGGCGGCGGCGCGGCGUCCAAGCGCAAGGCGUCGACGGCCGACGGCUCGGCGCCCACGCCACGACGCAAGUCUGCCGCGCAGGUCAAGCUCGAGGACGCAAAGAAGGAAGAGGUCCCUGCUCCGGGCACGUUGCCAGCGAUCGGCACAUGGAAGCGCGAGGCUGAGGGCGGCGGCGGCUCGGGCGAGGGCGGCAAGGGCAUGUUCGACGACUACGAGGAUGACAACUACGACGACUACUAG